Molecule: messenger RNA, 1355 nt
Organism: Megalops cyprinoides (Indo-Pacific tarpon)
Lineage: Eukaryota; Metazoa; Chordata; Actinopteri; Elopiformes; Megalopidae
Gene: epoa
Product: erythropoietin a
Exons: 5
Coding region: 265-816 (183 amino acids)
Cellular component (GO): extracellular region
Molecular function (GO): erythropoietin receptor binding; hormone activity; cytokine activity
Source: RefSeq, a predicted model, not a curated record
UUGGCGGUUUGUCCAGUUUACUGGGGCUUGCCAAAACUGUGAUGCAAACCAAGAUAGAUUGUAGUCUUGAUGGGUAGACAGGCUCCAGGACACGUUCGUGGUAGGCUGCGCUGAAAGACAGCAUUGCGCGGGGCGCAAUGUAGAGCACCCCGUCGACUUAGUUUGGACACGAACAAAGCCAGAUUUCACACGGUACCGGGCCACCUGUGGAGCUGUUGAAUUAUCUUUUGAAAUGGGUUUAAAACAUGCAGUGCCACUUCGCGAAUGGUUUGCAGUUCAGGACUCCUUGCUGUGCUGCUGAUGAUUCUGGAGUCGACCCGGCCAGGCCUUCCCUCCCCGCUGCGGCCCAUCUGUGACCUGCGGGUUCUGGACCGCUUCAUCAAGGAGGCCAGAGACACGGAGGCCACCAUGAGGGGAUGUAGAGAAGGCUGCAGUCUGGGGGAGCCACUCGCUGUCCCUCUGACCAGCGUCGACUUCGCCGUUUGGGAGAAGAAAGAUUUCGCAGAGCAGACCCAGGAGGUUCAGGCAGGCCUGUGGUUGUUGGGUCAGGCCGUCGGCUCGGCUCGGGCGUCGGUCACCGACGCAGCGCUACACAGCCUCAUAGACAGCAGCUCCAGGAACAUCUACAGCAUAGGACAGGUGCUGCACAGCCUGAACAUACAGGAAUACACCCCUUCGACAGGUAUGUCAGGGGGCGAGGACACAUGGCGUGUGUCCACCGUGUCGGAACUGUUUCAAGUUCAAACCAAUUUCCUGCGUGGGAAAGUGCGCCUCCUGCUGUCCACCGCCCCGGCCUGCAACAAGGAUGGCAGCUGAUUGGAGUUCUACAGGACAGGGAGCCAGCUGAUUGGAUCUCCCAAGAGCAGAGGGUGGGACAUGGACCCUGAUUAAUGCAGGGCAGAACUGGAGGAGAGGAAUGUGCUGACAAUGCUCAGGUGGAGAAGACACGGAAGGGCGAAUGGUGUAGUCCUCUUUGGAAAGAUGAAUGGGGAAGUCCUUACUGGAUGGACAAAUGGUCAUUGUUUUCUGCAAAAGAGGACAUGCACUACACUACAGUGCACAAACAGGAAAUGACCUUGUAGGGAGUGGGGGAGGUAGGGCAGUGCCUCCCAGAAUGCACUGCUCCAAAAACAGUUCCAAAAAUGCUCCCCCCACCCCGCUGUGCUGUGUGUGUAUAUGCGUGCGCUUAGGCGUGUGCACAUGUGUGUCUGCGUGCGUGUGGACCCACCAGCUGGGACCAAGUGGAAAUCCUGCAGUCCCAGGCUCUCUAUCCCACAAUGCACUGCACCUGCUGUCCAGUCAGCCAGCCUGUGCCUACUGAGAAAUUCACUCCCUGAAAUCUCCACCCUGACCUG